Gastrolobium bilobum is the source of this 2790-nucleotide messenger RNA. Its product is annotated as probable disease resistance protein At5g66900. Gene Ontology annotation, molecular function: ADP binding. Gene Ontology annotation, biological process: defense response to fungus. The transcript has 5 exons. The record is from RefSeq and is a predicted model, not a curated record. Bases 61 to 2592 code for a protein of 843 amino acids. NCBI's taxonomy places the organism in Eukaryota, Viridiplantae, Streptophyta, Magnoliopsida, Fabales, Fabaceae.
UUGUGAUUUUGGGUAUCUGGGGUGUUGUGUAUACUUGCAGAGUUGAGAAGAAGGAAAGUUAUGGCAGCUAGUUUGUUCAGUGGAGGUGCCGUUGGAGCUGUAAUACAAGAGGUGCUACACGAUGCUCUUAAAAUCAUAGACAAAGGUCGAGAUUUCAAGCCUACCCUUGAAAGGAACAAAGACACCUUGGAUGCUUUGACUCCUUUGGUGGAAGAGAUCAAACAAUACAGCAUGGAAUUGGAUCGUCCCAGAGAAGAGGUUGAAAGGUUGGAGAAUGAAAUGAAAGCAGGUAAAGAGCUUGUGAACAAGUGCUCAGAAUUUCGUUGGUGGAGGUUUCUUUCUUUUCCUCAGUACCGUGACAAGCUUAGGAAAAGGGAUAAGAAGCUUGGGAGGGUUUUAUCUCAGGAUAUGCAAGUUCAGAUGGUAAGGGAUUCGUUGGAGACACUGUCCAAGGUGAGAGAGAUUCUGGAGAUUCUUACUAAGGAGUAUGUUGUGCUGGGAAAUCAUGGGAAAGAGACACUGUUGAAGGGUCUAAGUGGGGCUCCUGAAAAUCCAGAAUUUACUGUGGGGUUGGAUGAGCCUUUGAAGAAGUUGAAGAUUGAGCUGCUCAAGGAUGGUGGUGUUUCUGUGUUGAUGUUGACUGGUUUGGCAGGAUCGGGAAAAAGCACAUUGGCCAAGAAGCUCUGCUGGGACGAUCAAGUCAAAGGCAAGUUCGGUGGGAACGUCUUCUUUGUGGCCGUGUCAAAAACACCCCAUUUGAAGACCAUUGUACAGACUUUAUUUGAACACUGUGGCCGCAGGUUGCCUGAGUUUCAAAGUGAUGAAGAUGCAACUAACCGGUUAGGACUUUUGCUGAGGCAAGUUGGUUUUGGGGGAAGUCCAAUAUUGUUGGUCCUGGAUGAUGUUUGGCCUGGGUCAGAAGUCCUUGUUGAGAAGUUUAAAUUCCAGAUAUCAAAUUACAAGAUUUUGGUUACUUCAAGAGUUGCAUUUCCUAGAUUUGGCAAUCCAUGCAACUUGAAGCCACUUAAUCAUGAUGAUGCAGUAUCCCUUUUCCGUCACUUUGCUCAACUGAAAUUAACCGGCCCAUACAUGUUGGAUGAAAAGCUUGUCCAAGAGAUAGUGAGAGGUUGUAAGGGUUCACCUUUGGCCCUUGAAGUCAUUGGUGGAUCUCUCUGUAAUCAGCCUUUAGAGAAAUGGCAAAUUAUGAAAGAACGGUUGAAAAGUCAAUCCAUUCUUAAGUCUAAUAAUGACUUAUUGAAUCGCCUCCAAAAUUGCUUGGAUAUAUUGGAAGACGAGUCCUCCAUCAAGGAGAAAGAGUGUUUCAUGGACCUAGGACUAUUUCCUGAAGACCAAAGGAUCCGUGUUCCUGCCCUGAUUGACAUGUGGGCUGAACUGCAUGAACGAGACGAGGAUGGCAAGAAAGCAAUGGACAUCAUCCAUAAUUUAACCAAUAAGAAUUUGGUUAAUGUCAUAGUUCGAAGGAAAAUUGCAACGGAUAGAGAUUUGUACUACAAUAACCACUUCCUCACACAGCAUGAUCUCCUUAGAGAGCUAGCAAUCCUUCAAAGCAGCAAAGAACCAUUUGAACAGAGGGAAAGAUUGAUGAUGGACUUGAGUGGAAAUAAUCAUCCUGAAUGGUGGGUAGGACAGAAUGAGCAAAGUAUCAUUUCUCGGGUAUUGUCAUCUUUCUUUCCCUUAAGGUGGAUGGGGCAGAAGCCACAACAGGUGGUUGCUCGCACAUUGUCUAUUUCAACUGAUGAAACAUUCACUUCAGAUUGGUGCAACAUACAACCUGAUCAAGCAGAGGUUCUGGUUUUGAAUAUUCAAUCUAGCAAGUACACCUUGCCGGGUUUCACUGACAGAAUGAGUAAACUUAAAGUUUUAAUAGUCACAAAUUACGGUUUCCAUCCUUCAGAGUUAAACAAAUUUGAGCUACUUGGUUGUUUGUCUGACCUUAAAAGAAUCAGGUUGGAGAAGGUUUCAGUUCCUUGUCUAUGUAAACUGAAGAGUCUGCAAAAAUUAUCCCUUCGUAUGUGUAAUACAAAGCAUGCUUUUGAAAGCAGUUCCAUCCAAAUUUCAGCAGCACUGCCAAAUCUGGUGGAGAUGAACAUUGACUAUUGCAAUGAUCUGGUAGAAUUGCCUGCUGAGGUUUGUAAAAUUACCACCUUGAAGAAGCUUAGCAUUACUAACUGUCACAAGCUAUCUGCACUGCCGCAAGAAAUUGGAGAACUUGAGAAUUUGGAAUUGCUAAGGCUUAGUUCCUGCUCUGAUUUGCUAGAGAUACCAGAAUCUGUUGGAAGACUUCAAAAACUGUGCUGUCUUGACAUCUCAGACUGUGUAAACCUUGCCCAAUUACCUGAGGACAUUGGUGAAUUGCAUAGUCUUGAGAAGCUCUAUAUGUGGGGUUGCUCUAGGAUGAGUAAGCUGCCAUACUCAGUCAUGAACUUUGGGGAUUUAAAGCAUCAAAUAUAUGUUAUCUGUGACGAAGAGGUGGCUGCUUUAUGGGAUCAUUUUUCUAAACUUCCAAAUCUGAAGAUAGAGUUGUCUAAAGCAGACAUUAGCUUAAAUUGGCUUCCCGGAGUUCAAUCCUGAGACUAGUUUCUUGAAGUUCUUAAGGUGGCUUGGAGUAAUUUGAAAGUUGUAUCACUGUUGGUCCUCUUGUUUUACCUCUCACCAAACAUCUUUUCCAUGUAAUAAUUGUGUAAAAAGCAGGAAUUGGUAUUUGAUGAUACUGUUAUUUUGGCAUGACCUUUUUUUUUUUUUCGUAAUAAAAAUAUGCAUGUUUUCUCA